CUGCAAUAAGUUGAGCAGAUAUGAUAUAUUUUCGUAGAAGUCUGAACCUCCAAUAUUUACUUAAUCCGAAUGGAGAUAAGAUAAUUGAUGACAAGAUAAACAAUUUUUAUUUCUAGUGGUUAAAAACUAAACCUAACGUGAAUAGUAUAGUAUAUUAUAAACAGUUUCAUAUUGUAGUGAUGUUAAUUUAGAGUUGAAAGUAUUUUACAAAAAUGCAGGAAAUUCACUUUUUUAUUCUAUUAACCACUUUGGUCACUUAUAGUUGGGCAGAUGUGAAUCAAAAUAAAUUUCCUUUGUGUAAAAUUUGUGCAUGUACAGUAGACAACAACGAAACAACUGCAAAUGUUACGUGUGUAAAACCGAUAGAAUAUGAAAUAUUUUCGGAUUACUUCUGGUUUUCAAAUGCAACAAAUACAUCUAUAGCAUACAAUUCCAUUACUAUAAAUUACAACAAGUUUAUUGACUUCACCAAGAUCUUUCCGACAUCAAAUUUAACUUAUUUGAAUUUGGCCAACAAUAACAUCUUCAAUAUUUCUGAUAGUAUUUUUAAGAAUUUACAGAACAUGGUUGUACUCAUAUUAAGUUACAAUGAUUUGGAAAUAAUUCACCCCGAUGCUUUCAGGGGAUUAUAUUUAGAAGAGAGUUUAAUGCCUCUGAGAAGUCUCAAGGAACUCAGACUGGAUCAUAACAAAUUACAUAGUCUAAAUCAAGAUAUUUUUGAACAUACAACAAAUAUAGAAAUUUUGGACUUGAGUUUCAAUCCAUUAGAAGUUAUAGAUCAUCAUACUCUUCUCGCUAUAGAUAACCUGAUAUAUUUGAAGGAACUUUAUCUACAAUAUACAAUGAUCAGUGGUUUGCCGGAUUAUUUGCUACACACACCGAAGUUUAUACGUGUAUUAGAUUUAUCAGGUAAUCAAGAAAUAACCAAAAUACCACAAACUUUAUCCGAUGCGAAAAAAUUGGAGCGACUAUUUCUUAACAAUACGGGUUUUACUAAUUUAACCAAAGAAAAUGGGUUUCCAUUGAUGCCAAACUUAAAAGUUCUGCAUCUGUGUAGAAACGAGCAUUUACAUGUUAUUGAUAGAUACGCUUUGUGUGGUUUGGGAAAUUUGACGGAGUUGAUAAUGAGUGAUAACAUCGAUUUGGUAACCAUCGCAGAUUUAGCAUUUGCAUGUAGAUCUGAAGUUGGCGGCGGUGUUGUCUAUCCACCGAUUAAAAAACUUCAUAUUGGAAAUAACAAACUAGCUUAUUUAGACAGUGAAAUAAUCGCUCGAUGGGAUGGUUUGUCAGAAUUAGAUAUAAGAGAAAAUCCUUGGACUUGCGAAUGUGAAAAUCAGUGGUUAAUAGACGAUCUCAUGCCGAUAUAUUUGAAAAUUGAUGAAACUAUGGCUAAACAAGUUACGUGUGCAGCACCAGUCGAAAUGAAGAGCCUUACUUUUUACGAUAUUUACAUGAAGAAAAGUCACAUGAGAUGUUUGGACAUUUAUGGACAUAGACCCGAAAGAGAUGGUAUAUUGCUUGUGGGAUUAUUAACCGGAUUGUUAAUUGCUAUCCCAGCUAUUCUUUUAAUUAUUUUCGCUUACCAAAAACGAUGGUUCAGUAUUAUAGGAGUUUUUGACAAAUCUCCCGCAUCCUAUUCUAGAAGAUUUUAUAGUACUAGUCCCACUGAAGACUUUUAAUAUUUUAUACCGAAAGAAUUUAACUUUUUGUUUCGAUUAAAAACUAUUUGUCGAGAAUAUUAUACAUAAUAUGUUUAUUGUGCAUCAUUUUUAUAUGUCAGUUAUGAAUAAAUUCCGAUCAUUUUCAUAGAGAAC
Messenger RNA from Diorhabda sublineata, 1814 nucleotides. RefSeq names its product chondroadherin-like. Gene Ontology annotation, cellular component: extracellular matrix. NCBI's taxonomy places the organism in Eukaryota, Metazoa, Arthropoda, Insecta, Coleoptera, Chrysomelidae. Bases 213 to 1679 code for a protein of 488 amino acids. The record is from RefSeq and is a predicted model, not a curated record. The transcript has 8 exons. Gene Ontology annotation, molecular function: protein binding.